Messenger RNA from Penicillium maclennaniae, 495 nucleotides. RefSeq lists its product as uncharacterized. The record is from RefSeq and is a predicted model, not a curated record. NCBI's taxonomy places the organism in Eukaryota, Fungi, Ascomycota, Eurotiomycetes, Eurotiales, Aspergillaceae. The coding region runs from base 1 to 495 and encodes 164 amino acids. The transcript has a single exon.
AUGGAAUUUACUCUGACUUCCGCUCUUCUGAUGGCCGGCGUGGCCUCGGCCCGGAUGUCUUCUUCGGCCUCGCCCUCGUCUGUCCCGGCGACCUACACUCCAAUUACUUCCUCCGUCGCCAUUCCCUCCUUUACGAUUCCUCCCAGCUCUGUUCUCGAGAGUCGUGUGUCCGCUAUCCCUUCCUCUUCUUACUCUGCUAUCGCGGCUGCCGACUCUUCCGCCGCUGCUAGUGCUGUGAACACUGACGAUUACGAUUGUGUCUAUCGUGGCUGGGGCUGCGACUGGAUCAAGUCCGAGUACGGCUACGGCUCCGACUACUGCGGUUCCUCUCCUUAUAAGGCUGGUCAGCAGCUGUCGGACGGCAACCAGAUCGUUGCUGUCUCCUCGGACGGUUCAGGCGACUGCGCUUCCAAGGCUGGAGACAAGUGCUGCAAGGUCCUUGCGGACUCGCCCUGCAAGCGUGGCCAGAAGUACCUUGAGUGCACUAAGCCUUAA